ACCACGAGACGCCGCACUGCGCAUGCUCGGCUCGGCUCAGCCGGGCAGGCUGUGUGUGUGACAGCGCCGCAGAACAAACCAAUCCUUGCCGGUGCUGGUGACUGGCAAGGCCAACAACCAAUCUUGGCGUGUACAGACACGUGCCGUCCGCCCUAGGCGGGCGUGAGCAGCAGCCAAUCGCCUAGCGAGCACGCUGGUUGGCAGGGCGCUGGGCCUAUCAAACGGAGCUGCGUCACGCCAGGGCACUGUUAAGCCUACGGUCCAGGCAGAAACCCCGGCCCCGCCCGCCGCCUGUCCCCGCCUAUGAGCGGCCGUAUUUUCUGACGGACGUGCACCUCCCCCUAUCAGCGGGCGCCGCGCGGCCACACCCUCGGAGGCUGGCGCUGGGCGGUGCCCGGCGGCGGGCGCAGCCCGGGCGGGGUCGGAGCGAUGGCGGAGAGCGACUGGGACACGGUUACGGUGCUGCGCAAGAAGGGCCCGAGCGCGGCCCAGGCCAAGUCCAAGCAGGCGAUCUUGGCGGCCCAGCGGCGCGGGGAGGACGUGGAGACCUCCAAGAAGUGGGCAGCAGGCCAGAACAAACAACACUUCAUUACAAAGAACACGGCCAAGCUUGACCGUGAAACAGAGGAGCUGCACCAUGACAGAGUUUCCCUGGAGGUGGGCAAAGUGAUCCAGCAGGGCCGGCAGAGCAAGGGCCUCACGCAGAAGGACCUGGCCACGAAAAUCAAUGAAAAGCCACAAGUCAUCGCUGACUACGAAUCAGGACGAGCGAUCCCAAAUAACCAGGUCAUGGGCAAGAUUGAAAGAGCCAUCGGCCUCAAACUUCGUGGAAAGGACAUUGGAAAACCACUGGAAACUGGCCCCAAAGGGAAAUGACAACAAAGCCUCGAAAUCAGUUUGCUCAGACUGAUCUGGUUCUCCUCAACCACUCUGCAUAUUGCCAAGCUGAACAAGAGGGUUUCAGACUUGCUUUGGGGGGAAAUCUGCUGCAUCUGUACCUGCUGUAAAAAAGGCAACCUUUAAGAAGCAAUUUUCCUGAUGUUUGUUUUUCCUUGCUCCUUUUCAGAGAUUGAGGAUCUAAACCCCAAGAAAAAACCCAAACCCUGCCUCUGAUUUGCCAGAAAACAUGUGCAUUGUGGUGUUAGCAGCAGCUGAUGUUAAGGCACUUAGGGUGGUCUGAAAUGUGAUGAUUUAAUUGAAACAAUUUGGGGGAUGGGUGAGAUAUAUUAUAUAUAAAUAAUUUGGGAGAGUUGGGGCUUGAUCAGAAAUGAUGACUCAGUCACUGUAUCUCAAUGAGUUUGGUUUGUUCUUUCCAGCCUGUUUUAAAGAGAUCUAUAAUAAAGUUUGAUACCCUUCAGUUGC
Molecule: messenger RNA, 1362 nt
Organism: Oenanthe melanoleuca
Lineage: Eukaryota; Metazoa; Chordata; Aves; Passeriformes; Muscicapidae
Gene: EDF1
Product: endothelial differentiation related factor 1
Exons: 5
Coding region: 430-876 (148 amino acids)
Cellular component (GO): nucleus
Molecular function (GO): DNA binding
Source: RefSeq, a predicted model, not a curated record